This is a messenger RNA of Dryobates pubescens (Downy woodpecker), 1569 nucleotides long. RefSeq names its product keratin, type II cytoskeletal 7-like. Gene Ontology annotation, biological process: keratinization; intermediate filament organization. The record is from RefSeq and is a predicted model, not a curated record. Gene Ontology annotation, molecular function: structural constituent of skin epidermis. The transcript is spliced from 9 exons. Gene Ontology annotation, cellular component: keratin filament. The coding region runs from base 1 to 1569 and encodes 522 amino acids. Lineage: Eukaryota; Metazoa; Chordata; Aves; Piciformes; Picidae.
AUGGAGGAAGCUCUGGAGGUGGCAGCAGCUCUGGGGGGAAAGGCUCAAUCUCAGGAGGAGGAGGAGGAGGAAGCUCAGGCUAUGGAGGCUCCAUUUGUGGUGGUGGUGGAGGAGGAGGCAAAGGCUAUGGAGGAAGCUCUGGAGGUGGCAGCAGCUCUGGUGGGAAAGGCUCAAUCUCAGGAGGAGGAGGAGGAGGUGGAGGAAGCUCAGGGUAUGGAGGCUCCAGCUAGCAUGAGCCAGCAGCUGGCAGCUGGGAGGUCCUGCCAGGGCAGGAGGUGCUUCUCCUCCUCCUCCGCCGCCAGCGGGCUGAGCCGCCGCCGGGGCAGCGCCUUCCCCGCCGCCGCUCCCCUGGCCAGAGGCUGUGGAGCCUGGAGCCGCAGCUGCCAAAGCCUCCGUGGCACAGAUGGCUGGGGGAGGGAUCCUCCUGGCCUCUGGGGAGGCUGGGGGUGCAGGGGCACCCCUGGCAGCAGGGGUGGGGGGAGGCAGGGCUCGGGCAGGAGCGGGAGCGGAGGGCUCGGCGCGGCGCAGGCGAAGGAGAACCUCCUGAAGCCUCCGGGGGGGAAGGCUGAGCCCCAGCCCCAGCAGCUCCAGCAGCAGGAGGGAGAGCAGAUGGAGAGCCUCAACAAGCAGUUUGCCUCCCUGAUUGACAAGGUUCAGCAUCUGGAGCAGCAGAACAGGAGGCUGGUGACCAAAUGGGCCCUGCUCCAAAAGCAGCUCCUGCCCUGCCAGAGGCACAGCAAGGAAGCCUUUGGCAGCUUCAUCUGCAGCCUGCAGGGGCAGCUGGAGCUGCUGCUGCACGAGAAGGGGCAGAUGGAGCCCGAGCUGAGCCAGGGGCAGAAGGCUGCUGAAGAGUUCAGGUGCAAGUACCAGCAGGAAGAGAGCCGACGUGCAGCAGCUGAGAAGGAGUUUGAGCUGCUGGGCAAGGAUGCAGACUCUCUCUAUCUGGCCAAGCUUGAGCUGGAGGCAAAGGUGAAGAGCCUGAAGGAGGAGAUGGAGUUCCUGAAAGGUCUCUCUGCUCAGGGGAUGACUGAGCUGGAGAGAAGUCCCUCUGACACCUCUGUGGUGGUGAGGAUGGACAACAGCAGAGCCCUGGACGUGGAGAGCAUCCUCAGGAGCAUCCAGGGCUGCUGUGAGGAUGUGGCUCAGAAGACCAAAGCAGAGCUGGAGGCACUGUACAGACCCAGGUUCCAGGAGCUUGAGGAGGCCAAGGGGAGAGGCUGUGAUGAGCUGAAGUCCCACCAGAAGGAGAUGGAGGAGCUGAGAUCUGUGGUGCACAGCAGACAGCACGACCUGGAGGAUGUCAAGCAGGAGGUGGCCUCCCUGCAGACCUCCCUCUGGCAGCUGGAGCAGCGUGGAGCCUGUGCCCUGCAGGAUGCCCAGGAGAAGCAGCUGGGGCUGCAGGGUGCCCUGCAGAAGGCCAGGGAGGAGCUGGCUGCCAUGCUGGGGGACUGCCAGCAGCUGCUCGGCCGCAGGCUGGCUCUGGGCAUCGAGAUUGCAGCAUACAAGACCCUGCUGGAGGGAGAGGAGAGGAGGGUCUGCCUCAGGAGCCUGCUGAGUGCCUGUGAGUAA